Vicugna pacos (alpaca) is the source of this 2758-nucleotide messenger RNA. RefSeq names its product zinc finger protein 750 (gene ZNF750). Gene Ontology annotation, cellular component: nucleus. Lineage: Eukaryota; Metazoa; Chordata; Mammalia; Artiodactyla; Camelidae. Gene Ontology annotation, molecular function: promoter-specific chromatin binding; RNA polymerase II cis-regulatory region sequence-specific DNA binding; DNA-binding transcription activator activity, RNA polymerase II-specific. Gene Ontology annotation, biological process: positive regulation of transcription by RNA polymerase II; epidermis development. The record is from RefSeq and is a predicted model, not a curated record.
GGAACAGCUCCCUAUCCGGCCUCUCGGAGGACUGGGAGCCUCUGCUGUGGGCUCCUUUGAGUCCCGAGUGAGUGAGGCUGACCACCGUCCAGAGAGGCCUCUGGAGUGAAGCCAAGGGGAGGAGGAGGACCCUGCUGCCCCGGGACACGAGGCAGCUCCUGGAACCCAAAUGAGUGAGACAUCCCUCAUCGGACCCGCAGCCCGUGGAGCCGGCUUCAAGUAAGAGCUCGGAGAGAGAGCAGAGCAGGAGCAGACGUGCCUCCUUACAGCCCAGCGUGAACCGUGCCGGCGAGGCCGCACGGGGAAGAUGAGCCUCCUCAAGGAGCGGAAGCCAAAGAAGCCACACUACAUCCCCCGGCCCCCGGGGAAGCCCUUCAGGUACAAGUGCUUCCAGUGCCCCUUCACAUGCAACGAGAAGUCCCACCUCUUCAACCACAUGAAGUACGGGCUCUGCAAGAACUCCAUCACGCUCGUGUCCGAGCAGGACCGUGCCCCCCGGUGCCCCAAGCCGCGCUCCUCAGACCCCGGGCCAGCUGGGCAGCCCGGCCCCACGGCCACGCCCGCCUCAUCCAAGCCUGGCCUGGGGGCUCUCGCGCACCUGGACACCAAGCCCCAACACGGCCCGCCCACGGACGAUGCCAAGGAGAACCCAGACCUGCAGGCACGUGGGCCCCACAGGGGUGCCGGGCAGCGGCCUGCUCUGCACAAGGAAGAGGCGCCCCCAAGCCCCGCUGCGGAAGCCACCACGCGCACCCCUCCUGCCACGGAAGGCGCCACGCGGCCCUCAGCCUUCGUCCCCAUUGGGGAGCACAGGCUCAAAGGGCAGGAGCUCACCGAGGCUCCUGAAGCGCUGGCCCCACCCCACCCUGCCGCCAAAGCUGCCUCCUUCCACGCCAAGUCCGCCUUCCACGCCCCUGGCUACCCGUGGAAAGCGGGCUCCCCCUUCCUCCCGCCCGAGUUCCCCCAUAAAAUCCCCUCCACCAAGGGGUUUGGAGCCACUGCCCCGUACAUGCACCCUGCAGUCCCAGAGUACCCACCACACUUCUACACCGAGCACGGACUGGCCACCAUCUACUCGCCCUACCUUCUAGCCGGGAACCCGGCCGAGUGUGACAGCCCCCUGCUGUCUGUCUAUGGAGCCCAAGACCAGAGACACUUCCUGCCUCACCCAGGGCCGCUCCCUAAGCACCUGAACCCAGCUCCGUCCACGUACGACCACUACAGAGUUUUCCAGCAGUUCCACUCCAAUCUGCCAAUUCCUUAUGGAUUUUACAGACCAGAGUCUGCCUUCUCCUCCUACGGUCUCAGACUUCCACCCAUCGCUGGCAUUUCGCGGGAUCAGAGCCCUCACCUACUGGAAGAAGCCACUCUGGUCUACCCAACCUCGAGUCCAUCCAAGAUACACUCUUCCAGCUCCCACAGAAAACACACAGAGUUUGAGAAAGAGGGUCCGACUCGCGAGGCUAAGGACCCUUCCAGAGACGGGCAGAGGGACCCAGAAGGCACCAAGAUGAGCCCGCGUGCAGGCAGUGCGGCCACAGGCUCUCCGGGAAGGCCGAGCCCCACCAACUUCACGCAGACCCGCCAGCCGUGCUCCGGGCUGUGCGGGCUCCCAGACCAGCCCGCCUCCAGCGGGCCGGGCAGGCUGCAAGCACCACAACAGAGCCCCGUGGCCUUCCCACCAGAGUGCCCACACCCCCAGCCUCCAGAGAGCAGAGACAAGUCCCCAGAAAGCCUCGAGGCCGGCAGUGCAGAGGCCCCGGCUCAGACCGGACACACCUCUCCUGGCCCAGACCCCACGCCCUGCAGCCCGGAGGACAGCUCCAGGACGGCCCCGCUGAACCUCUCCAAGAAGCCAGAGGUUGAGCUGACGGCCACCCACACCCCUGCCUACGGAGACUUCACGGAGCCGCAGGAUGUGCCCCUCAACCUCUCGGUGAAGGACCCCUGCAACGCCCUGACCCCAAGGCCAUCCUUCCACAGCCCCUCACGUGGGCCCGAGCCCACCACGGCCCCCACCAUGCGGACGGAGCCGGCAAGUUCUGGGGAUGCGAGCCCCGGGGAGGCCCCGGACACACAGGCGGUGGACAGCGAGGAGCAGAAGCAGACGGCGGCCGUGGCCCUCUGCCAGCUGGCGGCCUACAGCGCAGGGACCAGCCGGCCAGGCGAGGGGGAGCCCACGGCCCAGGAACUUUCCCACCACACCCCAGAAAGCCAGGAGGCUCCGUGUGACCUCAGACCCAAAGGGCAAAAGAGGACAAGUCCAAGGGAUGCAGGGAAGUCCCAGCAGGGAGCCAAGAGGGCCAAGCCCAGUGACACCACCAGGGUGUUCACGCUGCGGAAGAGAACUCGAGUGUCCUAGAGCCACGGCCCCAGCUGAGGCACAGCACACACAACCCUGGCUCCCAACGCUUUUCCACCAGUCAGCUUUUACAAUACGGUCUUCUUCUCAAAAAAGAACUGCAAUGAAGCUGCAUUCAAUUCAGUUCUGUAAAUGCUAAGCAUGAAUGUUAAAAGCUGCUUCCACUUUGGGGUGUAAAAUAUUUGAAUGACUCACACUUAAGACUUAAUGAGUUCAACGUUCUGUAAAAGAUCAAAUGAAAUGCGUGGGACUGAAAAGUAACUUUUGGGUGUUAGCAUCUUAGAGAAAAUCUCUUUAAAACACUUAUAAAUAGCAAUAGAACAAACUGUUCAACUGUUUUUCUAUUAAAUCUGUGUGUUCUGAGGUACACAAUUCCUAAAAAAAAAAAAAAGCCAA